Messenger RNA from Fonsecaea nubica, 777 nucleotides. RefSeq lists its product as hypothetical. The transcript is spliced from 4 exons. Gene Ontology annotation, cellular component: cytoplasm. Gene Ontology annotation, molecular function: oxidoreductase activity, acting on the CH-OH group of donors, NAD or NADP as acceptor. Bases 1 to 777 code for a protein of 258 amino acids. Lineage: Eukaryota; Fungi; Ascomycota; Eurotiomycetes; Chaetothyriales; Herpotrichiellaceae. The record is from RefSeq and is a predicted model, not a curated record.
AUGUUGGUAGAAAAGGGAAUCAAAGUCUACGUGGCAGACAGAGAUCUCCAGGGCGCUCAGACGCUGGCCGACGAACUCAACACGGGCGAUCAGGUCGUGUGGACGGUCCCGGUCGACGUCGCGGACUGGGACUCGCAGCGAAAGGCAUGGGAAGCUGCCGAGGCUGAAUUCAAGCGCAUCGACUAUGUGCUGCCGAUUGCUGGUAUUGGCGAGCGACGCAUGUUCCCCAACAGGCCCAACUCGACGGGAUACGAGAAGCCCGACCUGAGCGUGCUGGAAGUCGACGGCAUUGGUGUCAUCUACACCGUGUCCCUGGCUGUCCAGCACUUUCGUCGCCAGCAGCCCAACCAGUAUGGCUUCCGUGGGAAAAUCAUGCCCGUGGCGUCUGUCUGUGGAUUCUACAUCCACCAGACCAUCCCCAUCUAUACCGCGGCAAAGCAUGCCGUCGUGGGCUUCGUCCGCUCGUACGGUAAGAUCCUCGCCGAGGAGCACAUCACCCUCAACGCCGUGUGUCCGAACAAGAUCCGGACGGGAAUCUCCACCGCCGCCGUGUACGACAAGGCAGAAAAGCUCGGCGUCCUGGUGCCCAUGGAGAGACUGUUGGAGGCCUUCGAGUCGCUGCUGGGCGAGAAUACCAUGUCGGGCGAAUGUCUCGAAGUCGCUCCCCAGAUUGGGGUCCGGGUCGUGCAGUUUGUCCCGUUCAUCAAUGAGGAGUCGAAGCUGAGCGCCGACAUGACCUAUGAGCGGUCGCACCACCUGCAUGAGCCGAGCGAAUGA